GGGUAUGCUGUUGCACAGGAUUUCAAGGAAUGUCCAAGCAUCUCAGACGGCUUUGGUGAUAGGCUAAUGCAGUCCUGCCUGUGCCCUCGACGGCGCAGCUUUCCCUGCACUUGAGUUUUCCGACAGACCAGGGCUGACAGACAGCUGUGACCCGUGGUUCCUCGGCUCACUGGAUUUUACACUUGGAUUAUUGUUGAUUUCGUACCAAAAAAAUAAAUAAAAUAAAUUACUCGGGGGGAGGUUGUUACAGGCCUCCCAGUGUCUUGCAAGGUUUCUUCGGGGGUGCUCUGUUUUAUAAUAACCAUGUCUAGGGGGAAAACGAGGGGUUUAACCCGGACGGACCGCCAGGUGAGCGAAGACGCCGACAUUGACAACCUGUUGGCUAAUUUAUCGCCCGAGGAGGUAGAGGAGCUGGAGAGGGAAUUUACCGCGAUCGACCCCGAUCCAAACGUACCAGUCGGCCUCCGACAGAAGAAUCAGACGGAAAAACAGCCGUCCAGAAACUACGACCGAGAAGCCAUGCUGGACUACUGCGAGCGUGAAACUAAGAAACUCAUCGAAAGAGAGCUGUCUUUCGAGGAACCUAAGAAUGAGGUCUUGAAGAAAGGUCUGGCAAGGAGCUUCUCCAGGUCAGACAGCCAGGGGGGCUCAGAGCUGGGGGGUCAGAAUGCAGUGAUCCAUCGAGAAGAUUGUGGCUCUACAUGUCUGGGUCACAAGAUGGAGGACAAGAACCUCAAGAGGAGAGACUGCCCCACUGAGGAUCGGGCAGGUCCCUCAAAUAGGUUUAGGAGGGAGGGGAGUAGGGACAAGGAGAAAACGUGUGAAGCCCAGGGAAAAGCUGCGAAAGAAAAGAGCAAGCAGGUGGAGAAGAGGGAGGACAACAAGAAAAAAAUAGAGAGCAACAGCAAGACAACAGCCUUGGUCUCCAAGCUGCAGGAAAAGAAGGAAGAGAGCAGGGAAAAGGAAAGAAAAGAGGAGAUGGGAAAGACAAAGGGACUCAUCUCCAGGCUGCAGGAGAAAAAGGAAAAGGAGGUAAACAAAGAGAAGGAGGGCAAAGAUGAUGUGAGGAAAAGGGAUGGCGGAAAUAUGAGAGGACUCAUCUCCAAGUUAGAGAAGCAGCAGAGCCAGACUCGAGAAAACAAGACCGAGGAGAAAAGGGAGAGAGCUGUUGAGACGGGUACGAGGAGUAAUUUGGGACAAAUUGGCUUGCAAGAAAGUGAGAAGCAGCAAAAAAUUAAAAAGGAGAAAGCGAAGGAGAAGGAGAAAGGGGUUAAUGAGAAGGCAACAAAGAAAGAGACAGAGAAGGAGCAGGGAAGAGAGAAGAAUAAGAAAGUCCAUAAUGAAUCUGUGAAAAGCAACCACAAUGAGGAGGAUAGUACCAACUGCACUGCAGAUGGGAGCCAGCCUGGUAAGUCCAAAGAACAGGAGGAGGAUGAGGCCGCCACCAUGUUCAACGAGUCCCUGGAAAAGGUCAGUAAAAAUGACCCUGAUUUUAUUGAGCUCAACGUCAACAACUCGGAGGUCAUCAAGACCAAGACACUCAUUCAGUUUGCCGAGGCCUUGAGGGACAACACGCACGUUAGGACGUUCGCCCUCGCCAACACGCGCGCCGAUGACCACGUGGCCUACUCCAUCGCAGGAACCCUGCAUGCUAACAGCACCCUCACCAGCAUCAACCUUGACUCCAACCUUCUCACUGCCAAGGGCAUCAUGGCUGUCAUCCACGCCCUGCAGCACAACGCCACCCUCACUGAGCUGCGUUUCCACAAUCAGCGCCACAUCUGCGGCGGGAAGACCGAGAUGGAGAUGGCUAAGGUGCUCAAAGACAACACCACCCUGCUCAAGCUGGGCUACCACUUUGAGCUGGCCGGCCCCCGCAUGACCAUGACCAACAUCCUGAGCCGUAACAUGGACAGGCAGCGGCAGAGGCGCCUACUGGAGCAGAAACAGGCCCAGGCUCUGGCUGAGGCCCAGUCUAAUGGUGAGAUGAAGGACAUUCUCAAGAGCCCCAAGGCAGCAGGGGCCAUCCUGAAAAGUUCCCACAAAGGUACACCCAAACCCUCCCCACAGCCUACGCCCCAAACCUCCCCCAAGACCCCAAAGAAGGUGGGUGGACAAGGAAGAGGAGGAGGAGGAACAGGCACCCCUGGACCCCCAGUUCCCCCUCCUCCACCUCCUCCUGCCCACUCUCUUGAUCACAACUUCCUGCGGAAUUCACUGACACCUGUUUCGCAGAGGAAGGUUGAUGACCGGAGUUUGGGCCGUGGCAUGGAGAAGAAUUCAAGGGACCAGUUGCUGGACUCCAUUCGCACCAACAAUUUGAGAAAACUUAAAAGGGUUGAGGUUCCCAAGCUGCUGCAAUAAGUGUGUGUGUGUGUGGGGGGGUGGGGGGGUGGGGGGUGGGGGUGUAGAGGAGGAUGGAGGUGAAGAAGAUGGACAUCUCAUAAAUCUCUGGGAGAUCAGAAUUGAAUUAUGUCUUUUGGACCCCCUGGAUACAGUCUUGGCACUGAGCUGCAGCAGGAUUAGAGUACAGCCCUGGAGCACCUUAAGAGUGGAGUGUAGGAUGCGUGGUUGAGAAUGUGCAGUGUCUUCCUAGAGUCCCCACAAACCCAUCUUAGUGGACAGUGAAGGCGGGUGCAGACCGGUCUGAGGGAGGAGUUCAGAGCGGUCUGAGGGAGGAGUUCAGACCAGUCUGAGGGAGGAGUUCAGACCAGUCUGAGGGAGGAGUUCAGAGCGGUCUGAGGGAGUAGUUCAGACCGGUCUGAGGGAGUAGUUCAGAGCGGUCUGAGGGAGGAGUUCAGAUGGUGGGGCAGUCUGCACCCCCACCUGAAUUACACUGGAUUCUGAAGCAGGUUGUGUGUGUGUGUGUGUGUGGGGGGGUGGGGGGGGGGGCAUGUGUGCCAUGUUUCCUCUGUGGGGGUCUUGUUCAUACUUGCUGAUGGCGUGUGUGUACUUUAAAAGCAAUGUGUUGUUUCUCUCAUUUGCGAGGUUGACAGUAGCCAUUGUGAGACUGGAUGACAGUUGUGCUGGCUGUAUGGUCCCCAGUACAUGCACAAUAUGCUAAGGCUAGCAGAAUCCCAUUCACCCAUUUCAGCUCAUUUUGCCUUGUUAGCUUGUCUGUCACAACUUGGCAGGUUGUCAUCAGGAAAUUCCUGUGCGGUUUAUUGUGCAUGUAGAUUAAAUGGAAAAGAGGUUCCUUGGAAUAGUGGGUAGCGGCAUUAUUUGAGCCAGUCAUACCAGACCUGGAGUCAUAAAGCAUGUUCAGAGUGGGAGUGCUGAUCUGACAUCAGGAUUCCCUGGUCUAUAUAACCACAUAACAUCAUGACAAGAACAGACCAUUCAGCCCACCAAUGCUGUCCUACCACUUAAGGUACCUACUGCUCACCAUUUACCUAUAAACUAGAUAGUAUCUCACACCGUAUCUGGUCUUGAAAACCCCCAGAGUUUCUGCCUCUACUACAUGACCUGGCCUGUCCUAGUCUUAUCCAUGGUAUAUGUAUGUUUAAACGAGACAUUAAUAUGCUAAACUGAUCCUAGAUCAGCACUCGUACUCUGAGACACAUUGUGAGUACAGACCCAGGUCUCAUUAUGACAUCUCAGCCACUUCUUACAUUGCAAAUCCCACCUAGAAUUCCCUUGUACUUACUUGCACCUUAUAUUGACUCAGGAUAGACAGAACAGCAAUAAUGGGGAGUCAGACAAGAGAUUUGCAUUGUAGUGCCUUUUUAUUUUUACCUACAGUUAAUUACUGGAUAAUGGGUGAUGCCCUUACAAACAUUCUGAAAUAUGUAUGUUAUUUAGUGUGCUUCUCUGUUCAAUCUGGUUCAGAAGUGGAUCAAAGUACCGUACAUAUUCACUGCAAACAUGCAAAAUUUGGUUAUAAUCAAAUCAGGAUCAAUGUUCCUUUACAUGUCAAGUAACAGAAUGAGCUUGAUGAGCUAAAGUAUAUUUCUUGUUUUUCUGUUUGCAACAUGGUGAACAAUAUCAUCAAAAGCUUUUUUUUUCUUUUUAAAGAUUAGGAUUGCUUUAGCAAAUUUUACAAACUCCAUGUGGGCAGUUCUAAGGUUGUUCUAUUUUAUUCUGAAACUCAGUUGAUUGUUUGAUAUUGUGUAUAUUGUAUUGGACUGGAGUUAUUAGCGGAACCAAGCCAUGCAUUGGAGCCUAUAUCUCAUGAUAAAUUCUGUAAGAGGUCUAAAUGGCUGCCUGUUUCUCUUCUUGCCAUGGGCACAGUGAGAAAUGUUUUUACUUUUGAGUUGUAAUCAGCACAGGUAUUUCAUGAUUGGUGUAUCUCACAGUGCAGUCAUUUUGAAGUUUUUUGAAUAAAUGAUUUACAGACAAUA
Messenger RNA from Anguilla rostrata (American eel), 4340 nucleotides. Its product is annotated as leiomodin-1-like. The transcript has 3 exons. The coding region runs from base 304 to 2364 and encodes 686 amino acids. Gene Ontology annotation, molecular function: tropomyosin binding; actin binding. Gene Ontology annotation, biological process: actin filament organization; myofibril assembly; muscle contraction. NCBI's taxonomy places the organism in Eukaryota, Metazoa, Chordata, Actinopteri, Anguilliformes, Anguillidae. Gene Ontology annotation, cellular component: myofibril; cytoskeleton; striated muscle thin filament. The record is from RefSeq and is a predicted model, not a curated record.